Molecule: messenger RNA, 837 nt
Organism: Periconia digitata
Lineage: Eukaryota; Fungi; Ascomycota; Dothideomycetes; Pleosporales; Periconiaceae
Source: the annotation of a GenBank genome assembly
GCCCCCUUCAAUAACACAUCAGCUCCAUCCAUUACAAAACACCUUUUCUGCCAACCAGCGGCUAUUCUCUGCCACCGUCUACAUAUGGGCCCCCCCUCCCACGGCCUGCGUUCGACAUGUUUUAAGCUUUUCCCAGACAUUGUCCGAGCAUUCGAGAUAUUACUCCAAUUAUUCAUUCAAAUCUGUUUCCCCUUGACCUUCCAGCCGGCCGGCCCUGUGUCUGAACCGCAACUAACGACUGCUGGGCUGCGGCCGGUCCUGAAACACUGCAGCCACCCAUCCCAAACAUGCUCGCAUUCUAGCCUCGAGAUCGCCGCUUAUGCUCGUUCCUACCGCCCGUCUCGUGGCCCGUCCAGCCCGCCCCUCUUGGAUCGGUUUGUACCUACUGACCUUUCCCUUUCCCGUCCCAAGUCCGCCCGCUCGUCGCCCGGGCACUUUUUUUUGUGGUUUUUUAUUUUUUUUGCGGCUCUCUCUUUCUUUGUCAGCACCCCUGGCCCUGAAACCAAUCAGCCGCUCGCUUUUUGUGUGCCUCGUGCAUCGAAGCUGCUGCUGCUGCUCUACAUACUGUACCCUGGCCGCAAUCAUACGUGACUGUGUACUAUAGGUUACGAGAUAAUUUUAGUCUUCUGCAUACUUGCUACGCAUCCGGUACCUGUCACUGCAUCAACCACGUAUAGUUGCAUACGUGUGUGUAUUGCCUCGAACCAGUUGGCGUGCCACACCAUGUCAUUCUUUACUAUUGCGUUUCAAAACAAUAGGCCAACUCAAAACCUUGCACUGGGAGCAGUCGUUGCCUCCUCAUCAACACGCUCGAUUGUCGUGGUUGUUCUCUCAAAC